UAAGCUGAAGGGACAGGAAAUUUCACAAUUCCGUGUUGGACUCUGGGCGCCGCGCGGUUCCGAACUGCAUGAGGAGGACCCGGCGGGGUGUCGCGGGGACCUGAAACCUCCCGGAGCCGCAGUCUCCGCGCGGGCGGCCUGGGAAAGUCACAGUCACAGCGCAGUGGCGGGAACCGCAGCCCGGCGGCCCUGGAACCUCCCAGGUGUUACCUUCUUUUGGAUUUGUUCCAUGAAAAGUUCCAAGUACAUUCUAAAGAAUCCCUUUCCCAUAUGCAAGUCUCACAUUGCUCAGUGAGUCCUGCUCAGCUGUGAAUCAGAACAAAGAACCCUGGAUGGUGAAGAGAGAGGAGACAGUAGCAAAGGAUCCAGGGUUCGUUGACAUUCAGCGCUGUGACUGUGGACUUCGCGUGGGAGGAGGGGGAAUGCCUAGACCCUGCUCACAGGGGUUCUGCAGAGAUCUGUUGGAGAAGUGCAGCGGUCUGGAUUCUGACGGUUUGAAUAGUGUUCUUGCCGGCUCCCUUGAGCCUCAGGGUUCCUGAGAAAACUACUCUGCAAGUCUCACAUUGCUUGGUCUGUCCUUCUCCCCCCCCCCCCCCCAUGAAGCAGAACAGAGAACCCUGGAUGGUGAAAAGAAAGGAGCUAUUAGCAAAGGAUCCAGUACUGUGAGUGAAAAUCCAGGAGAAUCUGAAGAAUCUCUUUUCUCAGGUGCAGUAUCAUUGCUAUGCCAGAACUGCUCACUUUUGAUGCAGAACCUACAUACCUGGAAGCAAGAAUUCCAGAUUUUGUUCAAGAAAUAGAAACGCAGAGAAGCACAACAAGAACAAUGAACGCUUCUCUGGGAAACGCUCCCCAGAGUCUGUUAACAUUCAGAGAUGUGGCUGUGGAUCUCUCGAAGGAGGAAUGGGAAUGUCUAGAUUGUGCUCAGAGGGCAUUGUACAUGGAUGUAAUGUUGGAGAAUUACAAUAAUCUAGUCUUUGUAGGUCAAAAUCAAAGAGUCCAGAAAGAACACAAAAAUACAGAGCUUGAUAAAUCUUUUGACUGUCAACAUAAACUCACACUGAAAGAAACCAUUAGUGGGAAGAAAGCAUACCAAAGCGAAAAAUGUGGAAACUGCUUCAAGACAGACUCAAGCCUUAGUAGACAUCACAGAGCUCAUACUAGACAGAAACCCUAUAAAUGUAUAAAAUGUAGUAAAUCCUUUACACGUUUGUCACAACUCAAACUACAUUGCAAAUUCCAUUGUGGAGAAAAGUCUUGCACAUGUACAGACUGUUCUAAGUUCUUUUACCGGACUUCAGAAUUUAAAAGACAUUUGCAUCAGAAAAUUUGUGCUGAAGAGAAACCUUAUGCAUCUGGUGACUAUGAUAAAUUCUUUACUCAGAAAAUGAAUCUUAGAACUCAUCGCAGAAUGCAUUCUGGACAGAAACCUUAUAAAUGUAUUGAAUGUGACAAAACCUUUAUCAGGAUAUUCAGUCUUAGACUUCAUCAGAGGAUUCAUAUAGGAGACACCCCUUACAAAUGUAGUGAAUGUGAGAAAUCCUUUACCCAUAGAGGUAGUCUUCGUACUCAUCAGAGACUGCAUACAAGAGAGAAACCUUACAAAUGUAUUGAAUGUGAUAAAUCCUUUACCACUGCCUCACAUCUUAGAACUCAUCAGAGAAUGCAUACAGGAGAGAAACCUCACAAAUGCAAUGAAUGUGAUAAGUCCUUUACUCGGAAAGACCGUCUUAAAAGACAUCAGAAAAUUCAUACAGGAGAGAAACCUUACAAAUGCAAUGGAUGUGACAAAUCCUUUACCCUGAAAAGUAAUCUUAGAACUCAUCAGAGAAUUCAUUCAGGAGAGAAACCUUACAGAUGCAGUGAAUGUGAUGAAUCCUUUACUCGGAAAGACCGUCUUAGAACUCAUCAAAGAAUGCAUAUAGGAGAAACACCUUACAAAUGCAGGGAAUGUGAUAAAUCCUUCAUCAGUUGCACAGAACAUAGAAUACAUCAGAAAAUGCAUACAGGAGUGAAACUUUACAAAUGUAGUGAAUGUGAUAAAUCCUUUACCCAUAGAGGUAUUCUUAAUACUCAUCAGAGAAUUCAUACAGGAGAGAGACCUUACAAAUGUAUUGAAUGUGACAAAUCUUUCAUCCGGAGAAUCCAUCUUACAUAUCAUCAGAGAAUUCAUACAGGAGAGAAACCUUACAAAUGCAGUGAAUGUGGUAAAUCUUUUAACGACAGAGGCAGUCUUAAUACUCAUCAGAGAAUGCAUACAGGAGCGAAACCUUACAAAUGUAUUGAAUGUGACAAAUCCUUUACCACUUCCUCACAUCUUAGAACUCAUCAGAGAAUUCAUACAGGAGAGAAGCCCUACAAAUGCAGUCAAUGUGACAAAUGCUUUACAAGUGGUACAGACCACAAAAGACAUGAGAGAAUUCAUACGGGGCAAAAACCUUACAAAUGCAGUGAAUGUAAUAAAUCCUUUACGCAUAGAAGCAGUCUUAGUAUACAUCAGAGAAUGCACACAGGAGAGAAACCUUACAAAUGUAGUGACUGUGACAAAUGUUUUACCACUGCCUCACAUCUUAGAAUUCAUCAGAGAAUUCAUACAGGAGAGAAACCUUACAAAUGUAGUGAAUGUGAUAAGUCCUUUACCCGUAGAGGCAGUCUUAGUACUCAUCAGAGGGUGCAUACAGGAGAGAAACCUUACAAAUGCAGUGAGUCUGACAAAACCUUUCUUGAGAAAGACCAUCUUAAAACUCAUCAGAGUAUAAAUACAGGAGAGAAACCUUACAAAUGCAGUGAAUGUGACAAAUCCUUUACCCUGAAAAGCUAUCUUAGAAUUCAUCAGAGAAUUCAUACAGGAGAGAAACCUUACAAAUGCAGUGAAUGUGACAAAUCCUUUAUCACGGUAUUCAGUCUUACUGCUCAUCAGAAAAUUCAUAGAGGAGACAAACCUUACAAAUGUAGUGAAUGUGAUAAAUCCUUUACUCGGAAAGACCAUCUUAGAACUCAUCAGAGGAUGCAUACAGGAGAGAAACCUUACAAAUGCAGGGAAUGUGAUAAAUCCUUUACCCUGAAAAGCUAUUUUAGAAUUCAUCAGAGAAUUCAUACAGGAGAGAAACCUUACAAAUGCAGUGAAUGUGACAAAUCCUUUAUCAGGAUAUUCAGUCUUACUACUCAUCAGAAAAUUCAUAGAGGAGACAAACCUUACAAAUGCAGUGAAUGUGACAAAUCCUUUACUCGGAAAGACCAUCUUAGAACUCAUCAGAGAAUGCAUACAGGAGAGAAACCUUACAAAUGCAAGGAAUGUGAUAAAUCCUUUACCCAUAUAGGCAGUUUCCAUACUCAUCAGAGAAUUCAUACAGGAGAGAAACCUUACAAAUGUAUUGAAUGUGAGAAAUCAUUUACAACUGCCUCACAUCUUAGAACUCAUCAGAGAAUUCAUACAGGAAGAAACCUUACAAAUGCAGUAUAUGUGAGAAAUCCUUUGUCAGUUGCACAGAAUGUAGAAGACAUCAGAGAAUUCAUACCGGAGAGAAACCUUACAAAUGCAAUGAAUGUGAUAAGUCCUUUACCACCGCCUCACAUCUUAAACUUCAUCAGAGAAUUCAUGCAGGAAGAAAACCUUAGAAAGGCAGUGAAGAUAACAAAUCCUUUAUGAAAACUACCGUAGAAUUCAUCACAGAAUUCAUGCAGGAGAUAAACCUUACAAUGCAGCAACUGUGACAAAUCCUUAUUCAUAAAGACAAACUUAGAACUCAUCAGAUAAUUCAUACAGGAGAGAAAUUUUACAAAUUCUGUGAAUGUGAGUUCACCUCAAAAGCUAUCUUAGAACUUAGAGAAAUCAUAGAAGAGAAACCUCAAAAGUUCAUUGAAUAUGACAAAUCCUUUAUUGAUAAAGGCUGUCCUAGAAAUCAUCAGAAUUCAUGCAGGUGAGAAACCUUAAAAUGCAGUGAAUGUGCCAGGCGGUGGUGGUGCACGCCUUUAAUCCCAGCACUCCAGAGGCAGA
Messenger RNA from Onychomys torridus (southern grasshopper mouse), 3994 nucleotides. Its product is annotated as zinc finger protein 420-like. Gene Ontology annotation, biological process: regulation of DNA-templated transcription. The record is from RefSeq and is a predicted model, not a curated record. Lineage: Eukaryota; Metazoa; Chordata; Mammalia; Rodentia; Cricetidae.